Molecule: messenger RNA, 1134 nt
Organism: Salvelinus namaycush (lake trout)
Lineage: Eukaryota; Metazoa; Chordata; Actinopteri; Salmoniformes; Salmonidae
Product: dnaJ homolog subfamily B member 12-like
Exons: 8
Coding region: 57-1058 (333 amino acids)
Biological process (GO): cellular response to misfolded protein
Cellular component (GO): endoplasmic reticulum membrane
Molecular function (GO): Hsp70 protein binding
Source: RefSeq, a predicted model, not a curated record
CGCCCUACAACGGCUAUUAGCGUUAUUUUUUUAUUUACCUCAAGCUGCGUCCCGCAAUGGAAGUAAACAGGGACGAAGCAGAGCGUUGCAUUGACAUUGCAACUGCUGCAUUAACAAACAAUCAAGCAGAGAAGGCCGUUAGAUUUCUAGAAAAGGCACAGAAACUUUUUCCGACGGAUAAGGCGAGAGCACUGCUCGACUUAAUUGCAAGAAAUGGUUUCACCCCUGGUCAUGACAACCAGUCAGGAUCCAGUGAUGGCACUGGGCCAAGGCAGCGAAGACCUGGAGAGGAGGACCAAGGAGAGAAGGCCUCGCAGACAGCCAAAUCCUACACCUCAGAUCAACUGGACGCUGUCAAGAAAAUCAAACAGUGUAAAGACUUCUAUGAGAUUCUCGGAGUGAAGAAAGAUGCGUCUGAAGAUGAUCUCAAAAAGUCAUAUAGAAAAUUAGCGUUGAAAUUCCAUCCCGACAAAAACCACGCCCCGGGUGCCACUGAGGCAUUUAAAGCUAUUGGAAAUGCCUAUUCCUGCUUGAGUAAUGCUGACAAGAGGAAACAGUAUGACCAGUGUGGUGAGGAGAAGAGACAUCCGUCAAGACAGGGACAGACCAACGGAGACUUCCAGGCUGAUAUUUCACCUGAGGACCUCUUCAAUAUGUUCUUCGGAGGGGGUUUUCCAGCAAGCAACGUUCAUGUAUACAGAAAUGGGCGUUAUCAGAGGCCAGCGGGACAACAGGGACAACAGAGAGAGGGAGGCUUUGCGCUCUUUGUCCAGCUGCUGCCCAUCGUCAUCCUGGUGGUUGUGUCAGCUCUCAGUCAGAUGAUGGUCUCCACCGCCCCCUACAGCCUCAGCUUCAGGCCGUCUAUUGGACACACCCACAAGAGGUACACAGAGACCUUGAGGGUGCCGUACUAUGUGGGAGACCACUUUUCCAGGGAGUACAACGGACUGAAUCUGAAGACUGUGGAGAGGAGUGUGGAGGAUGACUACAUCUCCAACCUCAGAAACAACUGCUGGAAGGAGAAACAACAGAGUAUUACAAGAUGUCAGUGGUGCUGAUGUGCUUCUUCAUCCCCAUGUUUGUUCCUUGGUGCCUGUGGGGAGAGAGCCUGUGGUUGGGCUACUUCGUGCCAGG